AUGAUUAUUUAUAUGAUUCAAAUAAUAUUUCCACAACUUAAUAAUCAUUUUUAUGAAGAUAAAAAUCCCGACUAUGCAAAACCCAUAAAGUUUUAUAUUGAUGAAGCCUUGAAACUUUUAUAGAAACCAAUUCCAAUAGAAACUAGAUUCAGUUUAAAGAUCAAUAAUGAAGAAAAGGAUAUCACUUAUGAUUUAUCAAGCUUACUAAUAAAUACAUCUUCAAGAAUUACAAUACUUCUAGAUGCUUCGAUUAAAAUUACAAUCAUAUUCGAAACCAAAGAAGAACAAAUAACUCUUGAUUAUAAUACCUUUGAUAAUUUAUUUUUGUUAGAAAUGCAACUAAAAACAACUUAUAAUUUAUCACCCUAUUCGUUGAAUUUCUUUCAUAAACAAAAUAAACUGCCAAAAGAAAAAACCCUCAUUGAUUUAUCCAUAUUAAAUGAUAGUGUAAUUAAUUGUGAAAUAAUUGGGACUUAUUUAAUCAAAUAUGAGGUUGAAACAUCCAUAGAGAUCAAUAUAUACUCAACAAUGGAUUAAGUAUAUCAAUAAGUAUAAUAAUUUUUCAAUCUUUAACAGGAAUUUCAACUCUAUUUUUAAGAAACAUUAUUAAAAAAAAAAACAUUGGAUAGAGAACUAUUUUUUUAUGAAACCUAAAUAAAACCUUAUUGUGAAAUUAAAUUGAAAAUAACUUCAAAGGUUGCUAUGUACAUUUACAUAGAAACCAUUAAGAAGUUCGAUUGUUAUUUGGUUUCUCAAGACUUGAAGUUUAAGGAUUUGAAAAAUUAUUUGAUUGGAUAAUGUCAAAUAGAUGAGCAUUGUUCAUAUUAAUUUAUUGUUGAAAAUUAGAUUUUAUUUGAUGAUUAAUUUAUCUCUCAUUUAUCAAAACAGUAAUUGAGCAAAGUCUUUACUUUAAAAGCAGUAGAUGAGAGUAUUAAAUUUUAUAUUUGCGAAAAAGAGUUAGAGUGUUUUAAAAUAAUCGUAGAAAUGAAUUAAAAUAAUCAAAUAUAGGAUUUAGAAAAUAUAAAAUAGUUGAUGGGAUAAUAAUGUCAAUUUUAUUUUAAAAAUUAGCUUCUAAAUAAGUAGGAUACAUUCUAAUAAAUUAAUUUAAAUAAUAAAGAUAUUAUCUGUUAUGAAGUUCAAUCAGCUUAUAAUUGA
Messenger RNA from Paramecium octaurelia, 1155 nucleotides. The record is from the annotation of a GenBank genome assembly. Lineage: Eukaryota; Ciliophora; Oligohymenophorea; Peniculida; Parameciidae.